Molecule: messenger RNA, 3007 nt
Organism: Papilio xuthus (Asian swallowtail)
Lineage: Eukaryota; Metazoa; Arthropoda; Insecta; Lepidoptera; Papilionidae
Product: succinate--hydroxymethylglutarate CoA-transferase-like
Exons: 6
Coding region: 133-1869 (578 amino acids)
Cellular component (GO): mitochondrion
Molecular function (GO): protein serine/threonine phosphatase inhibitor activity; succinate-hydroxymethylglutarate CoA-transferase activity
Source: RefSeq, a predicted model, not a curated record
GAUGUAAACACGACCUUAUCUUCUAUGUUUGAUGUGUUAUUACCACGAUACGGCAAACUAACUUCAGGUUUAGAUAACCGGUAGGCGCUCGAAGCGUCCAUAGGUUGUUUUGUUCUGUACAUCGUAAUCAUAAUGGGACCUACAAAAAAAUUUGGCGCGUACAUUUUAAAACCUAGUUUUCGUAUUAUUGAAUUAUUAGCACCUUUUCAAAGACGAAGUUAUUCAUCUAAACCGGCGGGCUUACUCAGCGAUGUUAAUGUGUUAGACCUAACGCGGGUAAUCGCCGGCCCUUUCUGUACUAUGACUCUUGGCGACUUGGGCGCGAACGUAAUAAAAGUAGAGAGCUUAGAUGGUGAUGAGGCAAGAAAAUGGGGACCACCAUUUCUAAAAGGCAACAAGGAUUCCUUUUAUUUUAUGGCAGUUAAUAGAAAUAAGAAAAGCAUAUGUGUUAAUUUCAAAUCUGAUGAGGGUAAAAAUUUAAUGUAUGAUUUAGCUAGGAAAUGUGAUGUGUUGGUGGAAAAUUUUGUGCCAGGCAAGUUGGACCAACUUGGAGUGGGUUACGAUGACCUGAGCAAAGUAAAUCCUAAGCUUAUAUACUGCGCUAUAACUGGUUUUGGUCCAACUGGACCCUAUGCAAAGAAACCAGGUUAUGAUGUAAUAGCAGCCGCAAUGGGUGGACUACUUAACACAACUGGAGAGCAGAAUGGUAACCCAGUGAAGCCUGGUGUUGCCAUCACAGAUAUAACUACAGGCUUACAUGCAUUCGGAGCUAUAAUGACAGCCUUGUAUUAUCGGAACAAUACUGGCAGAGGACAAAAGAUAGAUUGUAAUCUGCUAUCCACUCAAAUAUCAAGUAUGAUUAAUGUUGCGAAUAUAUAUUUGAACUGCGGUAUUGAGCCAAAACGUUGGGGAACAGCUCACGCUAACAUUGUACCGUAUCAAGCAUUUAAAACUAAAGAUGGAGAAAUUGUUAUAGGUACAGGAUCAAAUGCACAGUUUACAGAUCUUUGUAAACUAAUUAAUAAAGAAGAUUUAAUAAAUGAUAAAAGAUUUUUAGACAAUUCUGUGAGAGUACAAAAUAGAGAGGAAUUAAUUAAAAUUAUCAGCAAUGUUAUUAUAACAAAAACAAAGAAGGAAUGGGCGGUGAUAUUUAAAAAUGCUUCAUUUCCCAACGGACCAGUGAAUACAAUGAAAGAUGUGUUUGAAGAUGAGCAUGUGAAAGCAAUAGAACUUGUUAAAGAACUGCCACAUCCGGAUGCGGGGUCUGUGAAAGUAGUUGGACCCCCCACUGUGUAUAGUGCAGGGGGUAACUGCGCCCGUACUGCACCCCCUACUUUGGGACAGCACACAAGGGAUGUGUUGGCAAACUUUCUUGGAUACCAUGAAACUAAAAUAAAUGCUCUCUUUGAAGGAAAGUUUUACAUAUUUAUUUUAUAUAGGUAUGCUUAUACCCGUUUUCAGGCGAGCGUGGAGCCAGUGACUGUCAUCACCCUGCGGCCGACACGCACCGCACCGCGCAAGAAGGUCGGCUGGACGGAGGACACAGUCGACAAUGAACAUAUGAACAAGAAGAAGUCCAAAUGUUGUUGCAUUUACGAGAAGCCGCGCCGCUUCGACGAGUCGGAGUCUGAGAGCAGCGAGGACGAGUGCGAGCAUUGCUUCGGCCACGUGGAGCGUCGCCACAAGCACCGCGCGCCCGGACACGCCCACGACGCCACGGUCGCCAUGGCUACCACCACCACCACCACCACCACCACCGCAGAGGUACAGAAGGAAUCAGAGCCGAGUGUGGCGGUGACGCUGCACCAGUCAGAGGAGUCCCCCGCGCCCCCCUCACCUCCCGCACCCCCCACUCCGCCCGCCAGUUAGACUGACGAGGUCGACAACCACCCUACUCUACAAAUUCCUUAUUUUAUUUCGUCGUAAGGGAAAUAUUUCUCAUUUUAGACUCGUUUAGUUAGGUUAUAAAAUUUACUUUAUAAGUUUCCUCAACAAUUACAUUAUAUAACAUUGUUUUAUAAAGUGAAUACGUACAAGUUAAUAAAAAAACAUAAUGUCCUUUUUCUCAAUAGCCAUUUACUAUUACAGAGACGAUUAUUUAGCUGAAAUACCACAGUAUGAUACAAACUAACAAUAAUUACUGAAAUUAUUUUAUUUAUUUUACUAAUAGCUAUUCGCUUAUUAUUAUAAAAAGCUGUAAUUGUUAAUGCACUCCAUCAUAUGAAUAUAUUCAAUUCUAUAAUAUUCUUUAUUAUUAAAGUUGUUUCAAAAUUUUAUUAUAUUAAUAUUUAACAAUUUCUAAGUUCCUUUUUACUUUGUGAAAAAAUUGAAAUAAAAUAUUUUACUAUAAUUACAUAAAAGCCUUGUACUUUGUUAAAAAAAUAUAUGAAUAUAAAAAUUCACAGUAUUAUAUAUUUAUUACUAUAUUUUGAUCUUUUUCAUAGAUUUUUAUGGAUUGUAAGAUAAAUGGAGGAUGUAGACAGGGAUUAUAAAUGGUUUUGCCUUACAAAUGACUUUGAUGUCUUGUUGUAUGUUUAAGAAACAAAGUAAAUGUUGAAAAAUAAUUUUAAUAAAGAAAAUAAAAUACAAUUAUAAUAUAUGUGAAAGAAAAUAAGUUUAUUAUAAAGUUGUCUGUGUGGGAAUUCAUCAAACUAUUGUAUUAUUAUACUAAAAAAACAAUAUUAAGAUUCUUCGGAGAGAUAAAAGGUUGAAUAUGAUAAACUGGCUCAUCAUCCACCUGCCCUUAUCCCUAUCGAGGGUCGGCACAGUAUGUACUCCUCCUCCAUACAUCUCUAUCAGCCGUCAUAUCCCAGUCUACCCCCCUUAAAUUGGAUAAUUUAUUAAAGAAAAAUAAUAUAAAUUGUCCAAAAUACUUUUUGCAUCAAAACCAAUGAGACGGUGUUUGAUAAAAUUGAAUAUUUUUAAUCUCCCUAAAUGAUUGUUGUUGAUAAAUGUAUGCGUACAUAUAUAAUUAAUUUUACUUACAUUAAAAUGUAAAUUAUGAAUA